UUAUGUAUAUGUUGGAUACUAUAGAAGAAACAUGUAUUCUUAACUUAUAUACGAUAAUUCGUAUAUUAUAACUGGCUUUUGUUAUAUUAUGAAUAUACUUAAUUAAAAUUAGGCAUUCCGGAGGAUCAUUAUUAUUACCCUAACCUCUCUGACCAAAAUUGUUAUGCUCUAAAAAGAAGGAAAUAGUUGUUACAAUACUUGGAGUGUAACAAGUGGGGGCCUGUGUCCGGGAGCAUAACACUGAAUUUCCUUUAAAAUGAAUGUAGAAAUGGCAGAGAGGUUUGAAGAUAUAACAAAGGAGAAAUUACAAAAUUUGAAGCUUCAAUCUUGUUGGCAAUUAGCACGAAGCUUGGGCAUAAAAUACGACAGGCAUUUCACUGCCCAGACAGUCAGAUGUAUGAUACAGAAUGUCCUUUUUCCAGAUGAGCAGGAUCCAGAGAUCGAGAAUGGAGAAGCAGAUAUUCCUUCCUUUUUGAAUUCUUUUCUACAGACGCCCGAGGCCGAAACUACGACGCUAACAACCCCUCUGGAGACGACGGACAUGAACUUCCUGAUACUCGGAAACGCUACGCUGCUACAACGACUCCAAUUCCAUCUCCAAGGACUAUAUGGGGAACAGAACUCAAUCACACUAAAGAAACGGAUCCAGGCCUCAUCUAGCAGACCGUCUAAUAGAUGACUUUACCACGACAGUGCUUCAGAAGAAAAGGUCCGAG
Molecule: messenger RNA, 716 nt
Organism: Cherax quadricarinatus
Lineage: Eukaryota; Metazoa; Arthropoda; Malacostraca; Decapoda; Parastacidae
Source: RefSeq, a predicted model, not a curated record